AUGGCGUUAGCCGUUAGAUCUAAAUAGUAAUUCGCUUUUAAUCGGAAUUAGGUGCUGCAGAUUCUCGAACUCAUUGUUCUGGAUAUUUGCAUCACAUCAGAGAUAAUAUAGGAUAUGGCGUCCAGUUUCACUCAAUCAUCUGGAAAUUUAGUUGAGAUGAAAACAAAACAAACAGAGUGCCAUUAUAUGGAUAUAACAGUACCUGGAAAGAAUGUUUCUGAGGAAGUGACUCGUGAGUCGCUUAUCGCCAUCUCUUACUCGGAACCAGAAUCAGCUCUCUCUUCAAAACGACCAUCUGGAAAGCUCAAUAGCAAAAACCUCAAUCUGGUGGAAGGGAAAGAAUUUGAUGCAGAUGAGAAAUAUAGAUCUGAGCUGAUUUCAAUUUCCUUCCUCGAGUCGCCACCCGAAAUUGGAAGUGUACCCGUCGGCAAACUCAAAGGUUAGCACCUGGACGUUCGUUAUCGUAAUUGUAUACACUCUUAUGUAGAAAUGAUGCUAAUCUAAGUGUGUUGUUGCAACCAUGGAGCAAUGGUGUCCAUGUUCUUUGGUUCUGUAACUUAGACCCUCCCACUGGUUGUCUGUACUAUCUUUAUCUUUUGAAAACUUAUUGCCGUGUGAGCCCCAAUGAAUGAACUUAUGAACCCUCGCUACUUAGCUUUAUUA
Messenger RNA from Cucurbita moschata (crookneck pumpkin), 663 nucleotides. RefSeq lists its product as uncharacterized. The record is from RefSeq and is a predicted model, not a curated record. The transcript is spliced from 2 exons. Bases 115 to 444 code for a protein of 109 amino acids. Lineage: Eukaryota; Viridiplantae; Streptophyta; Magnoliopsida; Cucurbitales; Cucurbitaceae.